Molecule: messenger RNA, 325 nt
Organism: Paramecium sonneborni
Lineage: Eukaryota; Ciliophora; Oligohymenophorea; Peniculida; Parameciidae
Source: the annotation of a GenBank genome assembly
CUUAAAACUAUUUGGUAAAGACAAAGAAAAAUCAAAAAGGUCUCUUACUUUAUGCUUUAAGGAAAAAAUUACAAGUGCAAAGAAAGUUUGAAGAAAAUUUGAUAGGACUUAUAAAGUUAAUAAAUCUUUGUAAAAAUUUUAGACAGAAAAUUUUGAGGCUAUGGAUCUUGAUAAUAAAUUCAACAGGGGAGGUUAUAAUUUUAUGUAAAAAUUUUGCAAGGAUUCUGCUUUAUCUGAUACAUUUUAUAUGUUUUUUUAUUUAUAGGGAUUUAUGGAACGAUUAAAACAUAAUAUAUUUAAAAAUUAUUAGAGCAUUAUAGAUUGA